AUGCCGGCGGCUUUCGUUCCGUUUGCGACCUUCUGCGACACUACCUUUUGGAAUGAAGUGAACAAGAAGAAGCUGAACGAAUGGAUGCUCGAUGAAACUCCAAAAGAUAUCUACGCUGGAUUUUCAAUCUGUUAGUUUUUUCCGGGGUUUUCAUGAGUUUUAUGCCACUGGUUGGGUGCAGAUGACACAGUCGGAGCCGAAUGUCGGAUAUCGCUGAGCUACGAGAGCUUAGGAGAGCAUUCGUCUUCGUCCUAUAAAGGGCAGUUGUCAUUGUGGAACACCCUCGAAGCCUUCAAGAAGCUUGACAGGACCUCCAUGAUAAAAAUAUACGGACGGAAAGUAAUUUUGACAGCUAGUUUCGACUUUCAAAUUGUACUUGAAGAUUUGGAAUAGCAUUAAAAGUGGGGAAUGGCUGAACGAUGUGCGCACUCUGUUCUACUUUUCUUUCACGGCUUUCGCCGACCUCAAAAAGUUCAAAUAUGUUUAUUGGUCGUGCUACCCAGCUAUUUGUUAUCCGCCGGAUAUCGAACAUAAUGUAAGGUCUGACAUUCCAGACUAUUUUUCUUAAUUUGUCAAUUUUACAGUCAUUAGUUCUUGAUGAUCCUAAGCCGUUACUUGAUUAUCACUUUUCAACGGGGGAAGUUGUUUUUAUUUUGGCUGGUGAUUCCUGCGGGAAAUUGUCAAGAUUAUCAGAGUUUUCUUCGUCGGAUCAAGUUUCCGUGAGUGGCUGAUUCAUCUAAAUUGUUCUAUUUCCCAUAAGUUGGUCAUUGCCGACCCUUCUCCAGUCGAAUCAACUUGUGGCUGGCCUGUCCGAAAUCUGCUCGCGGCGAUUUCCGUUUAUCGCCCUGAUUGGUCCACUGUUCAAUUGAUUUCUUUGCGUGGAAGCUCAAAAUGCUUUUCUCACAUCUUCUCCUGGCGGCAAGUUGAGGUUUCUGAAAGUAUUGAGAACAUACGAAAUUAUCGUUUCAAAGGUUUUAAAAAGAAGACUUCUUAACGCCAAAGGUCGAAAUGUCUUUAUUCAGGAGGCUACCCCCCAAUAUAAACAAUAUAUACACCCAAAUCAGUCAAAAGUUUUAAGACGGUGCAGUUUCGCAAUAAUAAAAAAUUCAACUUCCAUGAAAGUUGAAAAUUUCUCAUUUUUUCAUUUGAGAUAUUCAAUUGGUUCAAUACAACACAUCCAAUAUUUUUUUUGAUUAUUGAAAUGAAACUAGCACAAAUCUGACGCCGUUUUCCCCUAAUAUUAGUUUUUGAAUAAUUGUUUUCACAUUAUUUUUUAAAUCUUGCUUUUGUAGACUCCAGCGGAAUGUCCGGCCGUUGUAGGAUGGGAACGGAACGUCCAAGGAAAACUCCAACCGUAUUCUGUCGAUUUGAGUACACAGUUUGAUCCAAAAAAGUUACUUCAAAAAAGCUAUGGAUACAUAACUCGUUUUCUCAGGCUAAUGGAGCAGAGUGUCGACUUGAACCUUUCUUUGAUCAAAUGGAGACUUGUGCCAGACAUCAAAUUGGAACGGAUGUUGCAACUGAAGGUGCUUUUUCUCUCACACGCAGAUUGUUUUAUCAUCGCUCAGGCAUUGAUUUUGGGGGCUGGGACGCUCGGUUGCAACUUGGCGCGCGGAUUGAUGGCUUGGGGCGUCAAGAAAAUCACCUUCGUGGAUAAUUCUACCGUCAGUUAUAGCAAUCCAGUGAGGUCAGAGAAAGUGGCAUUCUUCAGCUAACAUUUUCUUUUAAAGGCAGUCUUUGUCGGAAUUCGGCGAUGCCUGCGAAGGUCGCGGUAAGGCAGAAACUGCGGCGGCUGCAUUGAAGCGCAUUUUCCCGUCGAUAGAUGCGCAGGCAGUUCGUCUGACCAUUCCGAUGCCAGGGCAUACGCUGGCAGAUUCGGGUUCGGCCAUUCGACGUCAAGAAUCGCUCAUGAUUCAAAUUCCAGAGUGCGAAAAUCUUAAAAAAGAUAUUGAUUUGAUUGAAAGCCUCGUGGAGCAACACGACGUGGUGUUUUUGGCGUUGGACAGCAGAGAAGCUCGUUGGCUUCCCACCAUAAUCGCAAAUAAACAUCGCAAGGUAUUCACUUUCCUCGACCAACUGCACAGAAAUUAUGUUCUUUGUGUACCAUUUGAAGCGAAUGUCCCAGAAAGCAACAAUUUGAAUAGUUGAAUUAGAAAAGCGAAAACGUAGUCUUUCUGCGAUGUUUAUCAAUUUUUAGACAAAAAAAUAUGUUUUUAAGUAGUUCUUCGAAGGAUUUUUUUAAUUUCAAAUAUGGGAAAAACUGUGAAGUUUCAAUAUGCAAUGAUCGGAAAAUGAGAAAACUCAUUGGAUUAAUUUUUUCUUGAUGAUUUUUGUCUUCUUCUGCUAUCAUCUCCAAUCCUUGAAGGUCUUGAUAAAAAACUCCGAUUUCUUUCAACUUUUUUUUUAAAAUGAGAUUAUAGAUAGUUAACAAUAAAUUUUUUGGCUUUCUAUUCCCAUUUUAAUUAGGCUAAAUAUUCUGCUGCAGCUUUGGAUUGAAUCGAAGUCUCAGCAAAGCCUGAUUUAUUGAGAAAUGUUGUUUUGCGUUUCAAUAGCUUCUGAUUUCAGAUCGCUAUCAGUGUGGGAUUGGGUUUCGACACUUACGUCGUGAUUCGCCAUGGCAUCGGAAACUACAGCCCAAGUUCCAGCAGUCCGGCCAAUGGUUAAUGGAAAUGAAAUCUUUUUCUCCAACAAGGUUUAUCUAGAAGCGACGGAAAUUUCGGCCAACAUGCUGGUCCCCUACUCGCAGCUGUCGUGCUACUUCUGCAGUGACGUCACCGCGCCAGGAAACUCGACGAACGAUCGAACUCUCGACCAACAGUGCACGGUUGGACGCUGUUUUCUUCACAGUUGAUCUCACUCGGACCUCUGUGCCCCAAACCGGACAAUUCCCGGCUCGCGUUACCUAGAUCCGAGUAAUCGCAAAAUCUUUUCUCAUUUUAUCUUAGAGUUUUCUUGAUGCAUGUGGUAAUGAUUGUUCAGAGUCUAAAAGUCUUUACUUGUCCGUAAAAUCGACAAUUUCCACGAAAAGAAAAGAAAAAGAUUUUUUUUUUCUUGGAGCUCUCGUAAACUUUAUUCUAUUCAUUUUUUAAACAUCUGUAAUAUAAAAUUUCUUUAGACCCAAAAAAAAAUCCAAUAGAGAAGGUGAAUGAAUAUAAAUUUUGAUUCCGAUCCAAAAAGGCUGUUGAAAAAGCCAACGUCCUUUCUUACAAUCAUCUAUCAAUAACUGAUGUUUGAAAACGAAAAUGUCUUAUGAACGUGCGUGUAUUCCUAAUGAGUCAAACGUAGAAAUAAGAAAGAUGACGGAACUUUUUUGAUCCCGCAAAUAAAACGAAAGCUCAUUCGCGGACGAUGCCUUGAAGGUAAUUUCAAUUGCAGGUAAGCCGUCCAGGUCUUUCGAUGGUCGCGUCGGGCGUCGCGAUUGAACUACUGUCAUCAGUAUUGCAAUACGAAAAUCCCCUGGAAGCUCCGUCGAACAUUUGCGAAGCCGAUGAAUCUUCAUCGCUUCUUGGCGCGACGCCACAUCAAGUUCGAGGCUUCAUUUUUAAGUUCCAACAAGUUGGUUAUCACUAGAACACAACUUCAAAAGAACUUUUCACGUUAGAUAACUCCAUGUGUUCGACGAUUUGAGAGAUGUGUCGCUUGUGGUACCGCUGUCUCAGAGGCCUACGCUGCCGAGGGCUGGAAAUUCGUCCGGGAGGUUUUUUUUUUCCUGUUCAUUCACUUUUCCUCAAAACGAUUUCAGGUUAUGAACUCUCCAUCACAUUUGGAACGUAUCACUGGCCUGGACCAGCUGCAGAACUCUGUCGACAAUGUACAAAUUGACUUUAGUGAAGACUCGGACUCUUUGAUGUCCUUAUGA
This is a messenger RNA of Caenorhabditis auriculariae, 3859 nucleotides long. NCBI's taxonomy places the organism in Eukaryota, Metazoa, Nematoda, Chromadorea, Rhabditida, Rhabditidae. The record is from the annotation of a GenBank genome assembly.